This is a messenger RNA of Amaranthus tricolor (Joseph's coat), 1996 nucleotides long. Its product is annotated as nuclear pore complex protein NUP50A-like. Gene Ontology annotation, molecular function: GTPase activator activity. Gene Ontology annotation, cellular component: cytoplasm; nuclear pore. The transcript has 2 exons. The coding region runs from base 172 to 1467 and encodes 431 amino acids. Gene Ontology annotation, biological process: intracellular transport. The record is from RefSeq and is a predicted model, not a curated record. Lineage: Eukaryota; Viridiplantae; Streptophyta; Magnoliopsida; Caryophyllales; Amaranthaceae.
GUGUCCUACAACACCAUAUCAAAUCAAAGGCUUCAAAAUUUGAUUAUCGGGACUCUAACCCUAGCGUCACUACUCACUACCGAGAACUGAAAAAUCCCCAAUCCAACACUCUCUACUCCACCUGCAAAUUCCUCUUUUCUUUGUCAUUUUAUUGGUAUUUUUUUGGCUCCAAUGGGGGACGAAAAUCAGCCUUCUAAGAAAAGAGCCGCUGGUAGAGAAUUAUCUCGAGAUAAUCCUGGUGUUGAUGAUGAGGAAGAAGUUGAUGAACAGGCGACUGGAACUUUCAAGAAAGCCACUGAGGAGGUGCUGGCCACAAGACGAAUUGUGAAAGUUCGUAGACAACCAACACCUACAGCACCUUCUGCUCCUUCAUCCAAUCCCUUUGCUGGCAUUCGUUUGGUCCCUCCCGCUCCCGCUCCCGCAAAAGCUCAAGCUGCUGAAGAUAAAACUAGCAAUGAAGAUGCAAUCACCAAAAAUGCUAACACAGAGUCUGAAGUGAACAAAGUAGAGUCAGAAGAGAAAACCAAUGAAGAUACAACAGAAGCUAAUGCAGCAGACCCAGAUAAUAAAGUGCCUACUGAGCAAGUAUCUGCAGUCACUCAACCUGAUGACACUGUUGAUAAGGCUGCUGAGCUUAAGCCAAAUGACGAGGUAGGAGCUGACAGCAAUUCGGAGAAAGCAGUUGAAGGGGAAACUGCUGUUGAAAAACAAGCUGAGGGCGACGUGGUUGAGAAUGAUGAUACAAAUGAGAAUGAAAUACCUGUUGCAGGUGGGAAUAGCAGUGCUACUUUGAGUUCAUUUCAGCAACUUUCGAACAGCCAGAAUGCGUUUACUGGACUUGCUGGUACUGGAUUUUCAUCAUCGACAUUUUCAUUCGGGUCUUCCCUUCAAAAAGAUGGGUCUCCUUCACAAUCAUCCCUUCCCACCUUUAGUUUUGGUGCGUCAAAUAACGGCAGUACUUCACUUUUUGGUUCAGUGCCGACAGGGACUUCCAUUGGGACCAAGACUGAGAACCCUGUAUUCCGUUCCAUGCCAGAGGUACCAACAGAAACAGGUGAAGAGAAUGAAGAAACAGUUUUCUCCACCGAUUCUGCUCUUUUUGAAUAUCUUGAUGGUGGUUGGAAAGAACGUGGAAAAGGAGAGGUAAAGGUGAAUGUGAUGAAGGGCGAUGCUGAGAAAGCUCGGUUGGUGAUGCGGGCUAAGGGAAAUUUGAGAUUGAUUUUGAAUGCUUGUCUAUUUCCAGAUAUGAAGCUCACGAAGAUGGACAAGAGAGGCGUCACCUUUGCUUGUGUGAAUAUUGCUAUGGAGGGCAAAGACGGCUUAUCAACAUUUGCUUUGAAGUUCAAAGACGGUACAAUCAUGGAUGAAUUUUCUUCAGCCGUUUCAGUUCACAAGGGUACAAGUACAACUGCUACUGCACCAGCUCUUAAGACUCCAGAAAAUUCUCCGAAAGCCUCUGAUGAUUGAUAGAUUUAGAUGCUUCUGCUGUGUUGCCAUAGUGCAAAAACGCGGUUUGCAAAAAGCGUAAAACCUUGCAUAGACGAAGAAGUAAGAGGGUUUAUUAAGAAAUUUUGUUCAUUGUGGAAUGUUGUUGGACGCCGGUUCCGGGGCAAAUGUUGAAAGACAUUUACUCCCCCAUUUUGUUGUGGGAGGUACUUGUAAACUUAGUUACUUGUAUUCCGGAAGGUUGAAUACUAUGUAAGGUUUUCUGAAAUUGUUACUAAAUUUGAACUUAGGAAGGUCAGUUGUGAAUGAUGUUAAUCAUCUUAUUUGCUUGCUUUAUUUGAUUGGAUCGUCCGAUCUUUUGAGUUACAUAUUUUUGGUGUAAAUUCAAAGGGCUGGCGAGAGCGAUAACAUAUGUUAGUUUUAUUCUGUUACCGGUUAUGCUUAGAAAGUCAAGAUUGUGAACCAAAGUGGAUUUUAAGAAAUAAACUACCCUAUUUCUAUUAUUGUGAACCAAAAUGAACAAUUAUGAUUUAAUUUUUUUUUCCAACGC